GAGCUGUCAUAUGUCAAUUGACAAUUUUGUUUUAGUCAACAAUAAAAUUAUUAAAAGUUUUAGGUUUUAAAACGUGAUAAAAAUUGUUUUAAAUACAGAUACCUCCUGCAUGGUAUUAAUAUACUUGAAAUUUAAACAAAAGGCAAUUUCGUCUGCCGUUUUCCAGAUAAACGUAAAUAAAAAUGAUCGAAGAGGCCAACAAGACUGUUUGGUGUGGAAAUUUAUCGGAACAAGUGACCGAAGAACUUCUUUAUGAGUUAUUUGUUCAAGCAGGUCCAGUAGAGAAGGUUAUAAUACCAAAAGACAAAGAUGGUAGACAAAAGAAUUUCGCUUUUAUAACAUACUGCCAUGAAGUAUCCGUGCCAUAUGCCAUUAACCUAUUCCGUGGCACAGCACUGUUUCAUAGAACUCUGCUUCUACAGAAUAGAGGUCGAAUGGCGUUAUUGCCACCACCAAUUAGAUGCUAUGGCCCUGAAGCCAGUCUCGACUUUAAUGCUCAAUCGAGUGUAACACAACAGUUCACUGAUAUGACUGAUAAGCUUAAGGAGGAAAAUCCCCAACCGGUCCACUUACCCACACAGAGACAAGACAUGAGUGACAAACUUGUAGUUGCUAGUUUGCAGGGUAAUUGGUCUAACCGACACCAUCCAUAUAGGUCUAAAGAGAAAUUUCAUAAUCGCGACGACUACAGACCUAGAGACGGCCAUGACAAUUAUAACAGAGUUAAAACAAGCCAUUGGAGAGAAAGACGGGCCCAUAGGACGAGGAGGCGCGAUUAACUAUUAGGAUCUAACAUCUAAUUUAAUAUAGCAAUUAUCUGUAUUCCUAGUUAAAACACUUUGAUAGACUUUUAUUGCAAUAUAUGAAAAUAUUUUUAAUAUUUGCAUAUAUAUACUUUCUAUUUUAAACCUACUUUUCCAAAUAACAUAAUAUGUUCACAUCAAAAAUUAGGGAAAUCCCAAAACAGUAUAUUGAAAAGAGUUUUAUUUACUUAAAUUGUAAACAUUGUUUUUUAUAAAAAUCUUUUAUGGCAUAUAAUUUAAUACUACACCUAGUUCAUUAGCUAAUCCCCGGAAUGUGUCCUGUAAUAUAAAAUAAAAAAACAAACAUAUAAUUUUUAUAUUAUCUGUAUCAUAGCAUUCAGAAUUUAGAUUAUGAAUGUACAUUAUUGUGUAUUGAAUUUUACAAGUGUACUUACUAUUUUAUUUUUAUACUUGUACAUAACGUAGCUAAGUAUUUCAUAGAUCAAUUCUAGGGACACCAGAUAUAGUACUACUGAUACUAUCUUCUCAUCUGUAUCCAAUAUGUCUGAUUUAAGGAUUUUGAAUAUGAGAUAUGUGCAGAACGGCCCUCUUAGAGACACAAACAUCAACAAAUAUAUCAUCUCAAUUAUGUAAAAUGGCAUCGUUUGACCAUAACCUUCAUUACGCAGAAGCCUGUAAUGUUUUUAGAACAAAUAAUAAACUGAUAAUAAAUCUAUUUUAUAUAUUACA
Danaus plexippus (monarch butterfly) is the source of this 1493-nucleotide messenger RNA. RefSeq names its product RNA-binding protein 7. The record is from RefSeq and is a predicted model, not a curated record. The coding region runs from base 183 to 779 and encodes 198 amino acids. Gene Ontology annotation, biological process: regulation of alternative mRNA splicing, via spliceosome. The transcript is spliced from 2 exons. Gene Ontology annotation, molecular function: single-stranded RNA binding. Lineage: Eukaryota; Metazoa; Arthropoda; Insecta; Lepidoptera; Nymphalidae. Gene Ontology annotation, cellular component: nucleus.